CUGGAAGACAGCGGCGAUCUUUCUCCCCUCGACACACCUGCGCGCUCAUCUUUCAUUGGCAGCUCUUCUUUCACGUUUCUGUGACGCGACACGACAUCAUGUCGAUCAAGCUGGUUAUUUUGGGUGCGGGCGGCCUGGUGGGCGCUCGGCUGUGCGAGCAGCUGAUCAAGCUCGAGGAAAUGCACGUGAGCCCCACGGAGACGGCCAAGCUGGGCAAGAUUGUGCUUUUCGAUGUCAAGGAUCCCGCCGCGGUGAGCCAGGCCGUGCGCGACGAUCCCCGGACGAGCGUGGUGCUGGGCGAUCUGACCGACAAGGAGACCAUGGUCAAGCUGCUUGAUCCCGAAGGCCAUGCCCAUGUCACCACGAUCCACCUCGCCGCCCUCCUCUCGGGCUACGCCGAGGAGAACUUUGACCUGGGCAUGAAGAUCAACCUCUUUGGCAGCAUCAACGUCAUGGAGGCCGUGCGUGGCUUGACCGCUACCCUCGGUCGCCCUCAAAUCUACGUCUACGUCAGCACUGACUACGUCACCUGCUUCAACGACUACAACAAGUCCCACCCCGUGCAUGAGGAGUCUUUCCGUCUCUCCCCCGUCUCCUACGGCUGCCAAAAGGCCUGCGUUGAGCUCCUCCUCUGCGAUUACACCCGCAAGGGCUUUAUCGAUGGCCGCGUUGGUCGCCUCUCCGCCGUCAUUGGCCGCCCCGGCUGGUCCAACUCCAUCUCCUACCCUUACACGGGCAUUUUCACCCAGACCCUGGAAGGCAAAGACUACGAGGUCCCCCUGCCCAUGGACGUGCCUUAUCCCUGCUCGGCUCUGAACAACAACGUGGCCGGCCUCAUUCACCUGGCUAGCAAGGUGGAUGGGGAAGCCAUGGGCCACAACCGCGUCGUUCAGCUGCCCGCCAAAAGCUUUACCCUGGCCAUGAUCUGGGAAGCCGCACAGGCCGUCGCCCAGGAGGAAGGCAUCAAGAUUGGCACCAUCAAGCAGGUCGAGGCCGCCGGCGGUACCACCACCGUCAAGGAAAUCAACGUCUGCCCCCACGUUGACUGCAGCAAAGCCGAGAAACUCGGCCUCCCCAUGGACGUCGGCCUCAAGGACAUUAUCCGCGACUACGUCCACACCUACAUCAACAAAAAGUAGUCUUGCUUUUUUUUUUUUUUCCUUGGCUCCAACGGGCGGCUUUGAGGCUUAGUUUCAGUGCGCCUCCGCUUGCUGUGUGUUUGUGCCAUCUUUUCUCUUUCCUUUCUUAGCUUGCUUUUUCAUUCCCAGACUCUUGCGACCAAUCAAAUCGACCGCGAUCCUUG
This is a messenger RNA of Monosiga brevicollis MX1, 1303 nucleotides long. RefSeq lists its product as uncharacterized. Bases 99 to 1139 code for a protein of 346 amino acids. The transcript has 2 exons. Lineage: Eukaryota; Choanoflagellata; Craspedida; Salpingoecidae. The record is from RefSeq and is a predicted model, not a curated record.